Molecule: messenger RNA, 1702 nt
Organism: Caenorhabditis angaria
Lineage: Eukaryota; Metazoa; Nematoda; Chromadorea; Rhabditida; Rhabditidae
Source: the annotation of a GenBank genome assembly
AUGAGUGUCAUACCAAAUAGCCCAACUCUGGUAGCCGAGGAAAAUAUCGAGAAAAUUCGCGCGGUGGUGGAAAUCGCGCCUCGUGUUCACCGUGUUAUUCUAGAGAAGAAGGAUCGACUACCACUUCAAGGAGAGAUGUUCGAAAAUGACAAGGGCCACCAAAUUGUUCUGAAGCAAAAAUUAGGCGAUGGAGCUAUGGGACAUGUAUUUUUGACAGAGGUUGAUGGAAGGUAUGGUUAGAUUCAGUAGAAUCAAAAAUUUGGUUUUUUUGAAGAUCGGUGGCUGUGAAAACCGAAAAACAUUCGACUGCAAUGUUGCCGAUGGAAAUCAAGGUUCUUCUUAUCACAAUGCGCGAGAAUUGCAAGCAUUUUUGCAGAAUUUAUGAUUAUGUAAGUGAAAACAUGGGUUUUAGGUAUAGUUGGACAUCGGCUAAAUCGACUAAAUGACAUUUUCAUGUUUUUUAAGCAAGUAAGUUGAAAUAUUGGGUUCUAAUGUUAUUCAUAUGAUAGAAUGGUCUAAGGCAAACCGAAUGAUAUAAAUUUUGAUGACUUUACCUUAUCCAUAAGUGAUUUAGCGGCUUAUCGACUAAAUAUCGACUAAACGUCGUUAAAUCACUUAUGGAUAAGGUAAAGUCAUCAAAAUUUAUAUCAUUCGGUUUGCCUUAGACCAUUCUAUCAUAUGAAUAACAUUAGAACCCAAUAUUUCAACUCAUUUGCUUAAAAAACAUGAAAAUGUCAUUUAGUCGAUGUCCAACUAUAGUUUUAGGCGUACUCAUAAGGUAGAUUGGGUAAGGAAGAUUCGAAUUAUAUAAUUUUUGAUGGUUUUAGGGUACCUUAGCGAAGUAACCUUAUGGGUGUCCUAAAUUCAUCAAAAAUUAUAUCAUUCGAAUCCUCUCAAGAUUAAAAUCGCGAAAAACAUCGAAUAAAACCUUAUUCAGGGAAAUGUUCGUCGUGAAUAUAACUACAUGAUAAUCAGCUUAUUGGGAAGAGAUUUAUAUCGUCUUCGAUCGGAAAUGCCUACAAGAUCGUUCUCUAUAAACACUACAACAAAAAUCGCGCUCGAAACAUUGGAAGCAAUCGAAGAAUUGCAUAGCAUCGGUUAUUUGAGUCGUGACGUCAAACCGAGCAAUUUCGCGCCAGGAUUGCGCGACUUCAAAGAGCACAAAACCAUAUUUAUGUUCGAUUUUGGCCUAGCCAAAAAGUAUGUUGAUCGAGAGAAUCGGAAAUUAAAGUCACGCGGUGAAGUUGGUUGGAGAGGAACUGUUAGAUAUGGAAGUCUGAAUGCUCAUAAAAGAUUGGAUCUUGGAAGACGGGAUGAUUUGGAAUGCUGGUUUUAUAUGCUUGUCGAAAUGCAUGUUGGCGAAGUUCCCUGGCGCUUUUUGACGGAUCGAGCGGCUGUUGGUAAAGCGAAAAUUCACGCGAGAGAAGAGGGCCGCGCAAAUUUCUUUUUCAAGUUACCAAAACAAUUUGAUACGAUUCUUCAAAUGAUUGAUAGCUACGCAUUUGAAACUCGCCCAGAAUACCGGCAAAUCAAAAAACUUAUAAAUGAGAUUCGCGCGGAAAACAAUUGCCCAAAUCAUAUACACUGGGAUUGGCAAACCGAUGAAUCACAAUAUUCUGAACUCACUGAAGCUGUCUCAGUUAUGUCGGAUAUGGCAAUUUUAGCCGAACAAGGCGCAACAAAUGUUACUGAUCGUGGAUAG